Messenger RNA from Leptosia nina, 507 nucleotides. The record is from the annotation of a GenBank genome assembly. NCBI's taxonomy places the organism in Eukaryota, Metazoa, Arthropoda, Insecta, Lepidoptera, Pieridae.
AUGGUUAAGCUCCUCUGUUUAUAUUUGAUUUAUUCAACCACUUGCCUCGUGUUUGCUGUAAAUAUAAAACCUAAUCAAACUAUUGCAUUGCAAGCCCAUUUUGCCGUACACCCUACACCAGUCAUCAGAGACUUGGAAGGUACAGAAGAUGUUGACAAUGCACUGGAGAAGACUGAGCCACCAGUCGACAUCACGACAGAGAAUAUUAUUGCACAACCGACAAGGAGAGAAGAACUGGAUAUGAUAACGGACGAACCAUCUCUAUAUCAAGAUGUGGUUAGGAACAACAAUGAAGAAUUGUUUACAUCAGAUCUUAUUGAAGCGACAGCAGUUUUGAAGAGGUCAAUAUUUGAGACCACUUUGCCUGUGCCACCAUUAGAACUUAUACCACCAGCGUUAAUUCAAAUUGGUGGUGAGUUGAGAGAUUGGGACGAACUUGCGACGAUGGAACCUACAGCUGUUGAGAAUAUGAGGACAUUUGUAGUUCAGGAGACAAGAGCAGAUUGA